Molecule: messenger RNA, 1739 nt
Organism: Spizellomyces punctatus DAOM BR117
Lineage: Eukaryota; Fungi; Chytridiomycota; Chytridiomycetes; Spizellomycetales; Spizellomycetaceae
Exons: 5
Coding region: 113-1531 (472 amino acids)
Biological process (GO): negative regulation of silent mating-type cassette heterochromatin formation; negative regulation of rDNA heterochromatin formation
Cellular component (GO): Rpd3L complex; Rpd3L-Expanded complex
Source: RefSeq, a predicted model, not a curated record
GAAUCAAGUCUCAAGCGACUGGCAAAUCGAGCGAUACAAACGUUUUCCACCCUACCAAGUCAUGGGCGCUUCAUGCCUCAAGCAGCGCUGACGAAUCCGACUGACAGCGUCCAUGGCAGCAAGAGGAGGUGGUGUUAGUCGUGCCAACGACAGUGCAGAGCUUGGCGAUACCGAAGACGAUGAAGUCACCCGUUGCGUGUGCGGGCGUACAGAGUCUUUUGGUGUUAUGGUUCAAUGUGAGGACUGCUUCGUAUGGCAGCACUGCGAAUGCAUGAACGUAAAUCCCAGAAAAUUGCCUAAACACUACUACUGUGAACGAUGUCAACCAGGGCACCACCAGCAUUCCACCACAAGACCUACUUCACACAGAACUUCUAGGGAUCGACCGGGAAGUGGCAAUGGCUCCGCUGUAGGCGGCAAGCCAACUCCUAAAAAACGCAAUACCAUGAAUAGCUUGGAGGCCGCACAACCUUAUACCGAACUACUCAUGUUCAAACCCGGUGACGAACCUAAUCCUGAUGACUCCUCUGGAGAAGUGGGCAGCCAUGAAAAUGACGUCGGUAAUGAUGCAGUACGGCGACGAUCCUCUCACGAUGUAGCCAGUGUGGAGGUCGUGAAGGAAUUGUUUUCCGAGAGUACACCGCUAGGGGACAUUGCAUUCAUCGAAAGAAGAACGAUUGAGGUCGAACAAGUUGGUGUAGAUCCAGCGGGCAUAGAUCAAACGCAAGUAAAUCUCAAGCGAAAGCGUGAACAAGUGUCUCAUCCCAUCCCACAUACCCCUGAUGAAGAAAAGGACACAAAUAUCAGGGUAGAUGUGGGUGAAAUAUGCGCCGAAUCAAACAAAUCGACCACUGAGCUGCGAAGCCCGCUCACCAAUGGUCGCAACAGCUCUGCUGAAGAGGGAUCGGAGCUCGACGCAAAGACCAAGAGAACAAAGGGCGAGAAUGGACGCCGGAAUGCCAGCCAGCCUAACACCCGAAAUGGCAAGGUGCCCCGACCACAACGCAUGCUCCACCGAAAUUCAGCGAACAGAGAGGCGCAACAUCAUUCGCAACCUACACCGGCUUCUUCUGGGCAUGCAGCCGAACUGGAUGCAGGAUUUUCAGUGAAGGUACGAAUCCCUCAUGCUAAGGCGACGCUGGGGGAGAUGAACAAGCGCGUAAAGCAACUAUCGGAUUACAUCACCCGCCUUCAAGUCUCUAUGGCGACGGAACCAAAGUUGGAGCUCUCAGAUAGCAGUCCGGAACUGGCUAAUCAUCCAGAUGCGAAACCUCGGACUCCCCCUGCGCACAUAACGUCUCCUGCCGUGGAUUUUGCACCUGGACUCGUAAGAUCGCCGGAAGAGGUAUCAUCUGGCAGCCUACCCAACGGUUCACACACGUCCAACAACGGUUCAGAAAACGUAAAGGACCCGCUGUUGCGAGAGAAUGAACUGCCCACAAAGGAGGAAACAAGUUUGGAGAUGCUGGAUCGUCUCAAUCGUGCUUUAAUCAAAUUUCAAGAGCGAUUUGGUUCUCAAACGAGACGAUGAGCCAUUUCGCUAUGGUUGGAUCGGUCGUGGUAGGAAGUCUUUUUCCCUAGCUGGACUGGAUGGUUCCUCAGUGCAGUCUGUUCUUAUGAGUAUCUUGGAUUACGACGUAUUUGUGACUUUUGUAAACUUUGAUGUGCCCUUUGGCUUCUGUAAAUACACUGCUCAUGUUGUUCUAGAACAAAUCUUUACUAGAUUUUCCUUUUUUCAG